UGAAAAUGGCUAUGAAGAGUUAUGUCAAAACAAGGAUCGAGGAAGAAAUUUACCGGAAGCUUGAUAUUAAGCACUUCUCUUCUUCUACAAACACACUUCACAUUGCAGAUUUGGGCUGUUCAGUUGGACCGGAAACAUAUUCAGCAAUGCAAGACAUAGUAGAGGUCAUAGAGUUUAAGUACAUUUCUGAAGGUCUAAUAGCUCAAAUCCCAGAAUUUCUAGUGUUCUUCAAUGAUUUCGUUUCCAAUGAUUUCAAUACUCUGUUUUCUUCUCUCCCUCCCAACAAACGGUACUUUGCGGCGGGUGUAGCUGGUUCGUUUUAUCAACGUUUGUUCGCGGCGGGAUUUCUCCAUUUUGUGUACUCAUCUCAUUCUCUCCAAUAUCUCUCUAAGGUUCCAGAAGAGGUGGUAGACAAGGACUCUCCUGCAUGGAACAAGGGGAAGGUUUUUUACACUAGUGCCCAAAAGGCAGUAGUAGUGGCUUAUUCAGCUCAAUAUGGAGAGGACAUGGAGUCAUUUUUGUGUGCUAGAGCAGAAGAACUUGUGCGUGGUGGGAUGAUGGUCCUUCUCAUGCCAGGCCUCUCAGAUGGAACCUCUUAUUCUAAAUGCUCUCACUGUAUGCUAUAUGACCUUCUAGGAUCUUGCCUCAUGGAUAUGGCUCAGAUGGAAUUAGUGAGUGAAGAGAAAGUGGAUUCUUUCAAUUACCCUAUAUACAUUGCAUCUCCAAAGGAGUUGGAGGGGUUGGUGAAGAAGAAUGGAUGUUUCAGCAUUGAGAGGAUUGAGAUGGUGAGUCGGUUGACAGAGGAAGAAGAACCGCCCGAUGUAGAAGUGUUUACAAUGCAUUUAAGAGAUGGAAUGCAAGGACCCAUUAAGGAACAUUUUGGAUCUGAGAUCCUAGAGGAGUUGUUCGACAGGUUCUCUCAGAAAAUUGCAGAGUCUUCUUCCCAUCUCAUAGAAGAAAGCUACAAGAAACCAAAUCAAUUAUUUGUGAUUCUAAAGCGUAAAGCGCAAGCUGGCUGAUUGAUUAGAUGAUGCUCUGGUCACACCG
Molecule: messenger RNA, 1047 nt
Organism: Telopea speciosissima
Lineage: Eukaryota; Viridiplantae; Streptophyta; Magnoliopsida; Proteales; Proteaceae
Product: loganic acid O-methyltransferase-like
Exons: 2
Coding region: 6-1019 (337 amino acids)
Biological process (GO): methylation
Molecular function (GO): S-adenosylmethionine-dependent methyltransferase activity
Source: RefSeq, a predicted model, not a curated record